Messenger RNA from Erythranthe guttata (spotted monkey flower), 2470 nucleotides. Lineage: Eukaryota; Viridiplantae; Streptophyta; Magnoliopsida; Lamiales; Phrymaceae. The record is from RefSeq and is a predicted model, not a curated record.
UUUCAACGUCAAAGCUCAUCGUUUUCCGGCGGUCUUAUCGGUCAUCGUUUCCUUGCUUACAAAAUGAUGGGGGAAUUAUCCAACCGUGCACCGGACAUAAUUUUAGGAGAAGAUGUCUGCAAAUUAUGACAACUGGGAGAGGCUGGUUGCAGCUGUAUUAAAGAAAGUUCAGCUCUGGCAACUUUUUCACGAGCAAUCCAGGAGCCCAAGCAUCCGCUCUGAAGCAUCGGAUUCCAGUUCCAGUUCUAGCUUUGAUUUGAGUUAUCAAGAUCUAGCCUUUGAUUUUACGAGCCUCGGAAUUUUAUCGAAGCUACAGAAAGAGCCACCAAAGCUGAUCUUGGUUUCGGAUUUUGGUGCAGAGUUUGAUGUCGAAGAUGUGUACUUGGCUCAUGCAGAGUUACUCGGCAGGGGCACUUUCGGGAGUGCUUAUACUGCUGAGAUGGAAAAUGGGUUAAAAAUUGUGGUGAAGAGGCUGGAUUCUGCGAAUCUUUCGGAACUGGAGUUCAAGGGUAGAGUGGAGAUUGUUGGAAAUGUGCGGCAUCAGAAUGUGGUUGCGUUAAGGGCAUACUAUACUUCGAAAGAUGAAAGGGCGAUGCUCUAUGAUUAUUACAGCGAUGGAAGCGUGUUUGCACUUUUACAUGGACAAACUGGCGAAAAUCGGGCUUCUGUAGACUGGGACACGAGGCUAAAAAUUGCAAUUGGUGCAGCGAGGGGUAUCGCUGAAAUACAUACACAUAAUGGUGGGAAUCUUGUCCAUGGAAACGUAAAGGCAUCUAAUAUAUUCCUCAAUCCACUAAACUAUGGGUGUGUGUCUGAUCUUGGUUUGACGAACAUGAUAACAGCAACAUCCAUGCCGAAAGCACUGUGCUACGCUCCAGAAAUCAAGAAAACUCAAAAUGUUUCGCAAGCAUCAGAUGUCUAUAGCUUUGGGAUUCUGCUUCUUGAACUCAUCACUAGAAAGUCCCCUGUAAAUAUUGUAAAUGGUCCCAAGGCUGUUGACCUGGUCAAGUUGGUUAAUUCUGUUAAAAGGAAUGAGAAAUUUGCUAAGGUAUUCGAUGUGGAUAUAUUGAAGAACUCUACCGUAAAGGAAAACAUGGUGAAGAUGGCGCAAAUAGGAAUGAGUUGCGCAGCAAAAUCUCUAAAGAAAAGGCCGAGAAUGUUUGAAGUAGUGAAGAUGUUAGAGGAUCUUCAGAUGAUGAAUACAGAAAGUAGCAAUCUGAACACGAAAAGUGGCGAUAUUCAAAUGACAAAUAAAAAAGAGCUGGUGUUUGUUGAGAAUGGUAAUCAUCCAUUCGAGCUCGACGAUUUGUUGAGGGCUUCUGCCGAGGUUCUCGGGAAAGGGACAUUCGGCACUUCUUACAAGGCAAUGUUGUCGGAAACUGAUGUCUUGGUCAAGAGAUUGAAGGGUGUGACUGUUACACUUUAUGAAUUUCACCACCAAUCCCAGAUCAUUGGAAAAAUGAGGCACGGAAAUGUUGAUAGAUUAAGGGCGUACCACUUUUCGCAAGAUGAAAAGCUCAUGGUGUAUGAUUAUCAAGAUCGGGGCAGCGUAUCUGCAUUCUUACACGACAAGACAGCCCCUGAUUGGAGACCUUUGGAUUGGGAGGCUCGUCUAAAAAUUGCAGUGGGUGCAGCAAAGGGUAUUGCCCACAUCCACAGACAAGAUGGUGGGAAAUUUGUGCAUGGAAAUAUAAAAUCGUCAAACAUAUUCCUAAACAGACAAAAAUACGGGCUUGUAGCGAAUGCUGGAUUGGCAAAACUGGUGGAGCCUAUCAGAAGGUCAGUUGUGCGAAAUUUAGGACAAUUUGCCCCAGAAGUGAAUGACACGAGCAACGUGUCACAAGCUUGCGAUGUGUAUAGUUUUGGGGUUUUGCUGCUUGAACUUGCCACGGGAAGGCCAGCUCAGCACACGAAUGAAGAAGGUGAUGUCGUCUCACUGGUUAGGUGGGUUCAAUUGGUUGUUCGUGAAGAAUGGAGUGACGAAGUGUUUGAUGUGGAGAUUCUGAGGUAUAAAGAUGUGGACGAGGCAAUGGUACAGUUGCUGCAGAUAGCGAUGGAAUGCGUUGCUUUUUCACCGGAAGGAAGGCCUAGAAUGUUUGAAGUAAUGAAGAUGUUGGAAGAAAUUAGUACUGGGAUGAAUAAAGGAGAGAAGCCAUCCAUUCAAUCAAGAUUGGAAGAUGUAAUGGAAGAUUUAUUGCCUAGGAUACAUCAUGGUUUUUAGCAAAUAUGGGAACUUGUCUGAAAGAGUUUUGACUCUCUCUCCCCCUCCCCCUCUCUCUCUCACACACACACGCACGCGCGCGCGCACGCACUCUUUUCGUCUUUUUCUGUCUUGUUUGGACAUUCAAUAAUCCAAAUGUUAGCCGAAUGGGAAGGUCUGUAUUUCUUUAUUUCUGAACUCAAUGUCACAAUGUCUCAAUUUGUAUUUGCUUCAUUGGUUUGAAAUGUAUAAUCUCUACAAUUUUUUUAC